CUCGUGCAGUUUCCGCUUCCCGUCCGUCAGCUGUGUUCACGCUGGCUUCUUCAUGUGGUUGUGAAUAUGUCGUAGUUUAAUAUACGCAUGGCCAACGGAAGAGCUUCCAGUGAGUGUAUAUAGAAUAUAUAUUACAUAAAUAUAGGAUCAACAAAUAGACAGGGUCCUGCUUGCUUCGACCGUUGGUUGCCGUGGUCAUCAUCAUCUUCAUCAUCAUCGUCGUCAUCAUGAUCCAAGAAAGUUGUUGACUGUUGCUGUGGUGACCCAACAAAAUAAUUAAGUAUAUCACGAAUAAAAAAAAAAAGUGAUAAAUAUCCGGUAAUCGGCAAAUUUUGAAAUUUCCUAACAAAUUAAUUCUACGUUUUGGAGAAGUGAAAUCUUGCUUUUUUUUUUGCAUUUUUAAAAACUUUUUCUUUGUUUUUCAAAUUUCUUUAUUAUUGAUUGAAAAAAAUUUUUUAAUUUCGAAUUCAAUUCAUUUCUCUCAUUUUACAAAUUCAGAAAAGAAUAUAAUAAUAAUAAUGAUCCAUUUUACUAUAGGCACAAGGCCUGAAAUUUUGUGGGGAGGGGCGAGUUGAUUUCCUUGACCCCCCACCCCAAUGCUGGACUACAGCUUGCUUUGUUAACCCCAUGAGGACGAAGAGCCAAAUUUGACCUCAACAUAAUUAGAACUGAGAGCAUGAAACCAGGAGAAAUAAUAAUAAUAAUAAUGUUGAUUUCAAGUUUGGUGUAAGGCCUGCAAUUCCAUCGACCCCCAGAACACUACUGAUACUUCAUUCAUUUCACCCUGAAAGAAUAAAAGAUGAAGUUUGAUUUUGGUGGAAUUUGAACUGACAAUAUAAGAAAUAAUAAUAAUAAUAUUAUGAGAAGGUAUAUGUGUUUCUUAAUUGGAUAUUAAUUAAACAGGUGUACGACAUUUUGAAUUCAUGGACAGUGAGGAGGAAAUGCCAGACUCAGAGGUACUUUUGCCGAGUGUUGCGAAACCAGCUGUUGUUGGUUCAAAACGCAGGCGUGUCAAACGUAAGGGGAAUCCAGCCACUGGCUCCAAGAUGGGGUCUGGUUCCACAGCGACUUCGACUUCAUCAAACAAGGUCCGAAUCACGGAGUCUACAGUGGCGGCAACGGCAGUGAUGACAGCAGUGACCACCAACACCACCACCACCAGCGGGGCCACUGUAUCUCAUGUGAGUAGUAAAAAGCAAUCGCGUAAGAACUCGACGAGCCGACAGGAGGCUCAGAAGGAAACGAAGGGCGGUCAGGCUUCAGUGGCACUGACCCCUAGUACGGCCGUAGUGAGUACAGGGGGCGAGAGUAGGCCCUCGUCAACGACGAGCCUGGACACGUCGACCGUAACACCACCGCCCCCUUUGCCACCCCAACUGCACCCGCACCCUUCCCUGCUGGUGAAGGAGACCCAUGCCUCGUUUAACGAACCCGUCGUCAGUGAGUACAGCUUAACCCCGAGUCUACUCGACGAGGUGCUCUCACAGAAAAAACUCAGGCUCUUACGGUCCCCCGAUGUGGUGAAAUUCUUCAAACAACGACAACAGCAGACCCUGUUGGCCAACAGCCGGAGCAUACGGGGCUUAGGACAGCUUUCGGUGACCACCACCACUAACGUUGCUGAUAGGACUCACUUCAAAAACUGACAACUUUUUACUUACAAAAAAAAAAAAAAAAUUGAGACUCUCUUUUUUAAAAAA
Octopus sinensis (East Asian common octopus) is the source of this 1700-nucleotide messenger RNA. RefSeq names its product integrator complex subunit 6 homolog. NCBI's taxonomy places the organism in Eukaryota, Metazoa, Mollusca, Cephalopoda, Octopoda, Octopodidae. Bases 924 to 1646 code for a protein of 240 amino acids. The record is from RefSeq and is a predicted model, not a curated record. The transcript is spliced from 2 exons.